AUGGCCGUGCCUCAGCCGGGGGCGACCCGAGCCUCAGUUGCCGCCGCUGCCCCCGCAGGCCGGGUAAAGCUGACCCACCCGGGGAAGGCCAUCCUGGCAGAAACGCAGCUGCAGCUGGAUGAGAGGGCCAACCCUCCUCGGUACCGAGGCAUCGGUCAUUGUGUGAGGCUGACUGUGCAGGACCAUGGCUUCCGAGGGCUGUACCGGGGCCUCAGCUCUCUGCUGUAUGGGUCCAUUCCAAAAUCUGCCGUCAGGUUCGGAGUCUUCGAGUUCCUCAGCAGUUACGCCAAGGACUCAAAUGGGAAACUGGACAGCAAGAAGAGUUUAUUCUGCGGCCUUGGAGCAGGUGUGGCCGAGGCCGUGGUGGUUGUCUGUCCCAUGGAGACUAUCAAGGUGAAGUUCAUCCACGAUCAAGGCUCUCCCAAUCCCAAGUACCGGGGUUUUUUCCACGGGGUCCGUGACAUUGUGCAGGAACAAGGUCUGCGUGGGACCUAUCAGGGACUCACAGCCACCGUCCUCAAACAAGGCUCCAACCAGGCCAUCCGGUUCUUUGUGAUGACCUCUUUCCGUAACUGGUAUCUAGGGGACAAUCCCCACAGGGAGAUGAAUCCCUUUGUCACAGCUGUGUUCGGGGCAACCGCAGGUGCCGCCAGUGUCUUCGGCAACACUCCCCUGGAUGUCAUCAAAACCAGGAUGCAGGGACUGGAAGCCCACAAGUACAAGAGCACGCUGGAUUGUGCCUACCAGAUCCUUAAAAACGAGGGCCCCACAGCAUUCUACAAAGGGACCGUUCCCCGUCUUGGCCGGGUCUGUCUGGACGUGGCCAUUGUGUUUGUGAUUUAUGAAGAAGUGGUAAAACUUCUCAACAAGGUUUGGAAAACCAUUUGAUGCCCUUGGCCUAAAUGGCUCUUAGAAGGCUGUUGUAUUCUCGAAUACUAACAAAUGUAAUUUUGUUUGUGCGGCCACCUGCACCAACGGACUCUUGACUGCUGCGGUGAACUGUUCACGGGAGCAUUUCCAACGAAAAGGCCGAGUGAAGAUCUGGCAAUAUUCUCCCACCACACACCUGCUUCGGGACUUUGGCACUGUAUGCAAGUUCACAGAUGCUUCAAAAGUGCAGUGUGUCUCAUCUCCUGAGGGGGGCGAUGCAGCCAAGCUUUGUUCUGUUAGUAUCAUUUUGGGAGCACUGAAUCCAAUGUGGUUUACGCUCCAGUGGGUGCACGCCUUUUAUUUAACAGGAAACAUGAUUUAAACCCAUUUGCCAGCUGAGUCAGCAGAGGCCGCUGUAUUUAGCACAAACAAGGGCUAACAGAUUUACCCCAAUUAACUUACAUGCUCACAAACUCCUCUUAAACACAGGUGACUGCUACUUCAUCCUUUUAUGGUGAAGGGCCAGCAUACACCAUUUGAUAGUACUCAGAGUGGCGCAGCCUUUUGAUCCAUGGCGGUCUGGGAGGGCUAAGUGGCAAAUGGGGGUGGGGCUGCCAAGCUGGGGCUUCUUUAGCACAACACUAUUCUUAAGCAUGGACAAUCCAUGUCACUCCUCCCGAACCGUUCGCAGAGGGGAGGACAUGCAUCCUCUGCCCCUCCCUUUGAAAUCCUCCAUGCUAAACCCUUGCAAGAUUAGGCAGGAGUGUAAAAUGGCUUGCGAGAGGGAGUGUUUCUGGCUCAAGGACCUGACCUGCAGCAUCCUUAAUAGCUUUUUUAUCAGUGAGCUAGACCCAACGUCUGGCUCCGAGUCCCCCCACAACCAUCUUAAGAAAGAAGUCAUCGAGAGACGUUUUUUGCUGUCAUGCUCUUUGUCCAUAGCAUGUAAAGAAGCUCAUCUGUGCUGCUGUAAUUCCUUGCCACUCCAUAACCUUGUCCUGUGCUGCCCUUUGCUACCGGCUUCCGGCAUCUUGGGCCUUUGCCUGCCUGCGUUCCGCUUGUUCAAACCAGUUUCAAACUCGUUCUUGUUGUUGCUGUGGCUCCCAACUAAACCUUGGGCUUGAGAGUAGUUUCCAAAUGCCUUUGCCGCAUUACAGUUCUCCGGGUCCUUUGCAGGAACCUGUGGAAAAAGAGCUGCAAACUGGUUGACCUCUGCUCCUCAAAGGCGUAGGAGCAGAAGAGACCUGGAGCAGUGUUGUCCGUGGGAACUCAAGCAGUGGUGCUUGUUGCUAAGGUCAAAUUCAACCCCUCCAUUUAGUUUACAAUCAGCAUUUUUAACAUUCAGUAUUCAGCCUUCUCCUUCACUGGUCUUGGGAUCGUCCCUUUCCAACAGAGACACGCUUCGCUGCAUCCUUGUCCCGGGAAAUACAUUGUUUGUGCCUUUCUAACAUCGGCCUUUGAACUUUGCCUCUGAUUUGCUGCUCUUUAAUUUUUGGAACACUGUUAUGGUGUACAGGUUCGUACAUUUCUCUUUCAGGAUAAACAAAGU
Messenger RNA from Gekko japonicus, 2416 nucleotides. Its product is annotated as tricarboxylate transport protein, mitochondrial-like. NCBI's taxonomy places the organism in Eukaryota, Metazoa, Chordata, Lepidosauria, Squamata, Gekkonidae. The coding region runs from base 1 to 888 and encodes 295 amino acids. The record is from RefSeq and is a predicted model, not a curated record. The transcript is spliced from 9 exons. Gene Ontology annotation, biological process: mitochondrial citrate transmembrane transport.